AUGAAGAGAAUUGCUGCUGAAUGGGUCCGUGGAUUUACUGCUGUCCAACUUACAGCAUAUAAUGACCCAGCAAAUCAAGCCACCAGUUUCAAAACUUUAUUUAUAGAUAAGUUUUGUACUACUCAACAAAAAACUAUAUGGCAACAACAAUUCUUCAACCUCAAACAGAGAAGUGAUUCAGUUGAUGCAUAUAUUGCAAAAUUUAAGAAUCUUAACCAAAAAUAUGCUAUGCCUGUACAAGCAGCUGGCCUAGAUAAUAUUGAUAUUAUUAUAAAUGCUGCCAGAAAUUGGGAAACAGGAAAACACAUUACUGCUUCAGAAACAGACACCAAAGAAGCAAUUGCCAGACUUACAGACCAAAUUGCUCAAUUAAGUUUUAAGCUUGUCUAG
Messenger RNA from Dentiscutata heterogama, 390 nucleotides. NCBI's taxonomy places the organism in Eukaryota, Fungi, Glomeromycota, Glomeromycetes, Diversisporales, Gigasporaceae. The record is from the annotation of a GenBank genome assembly.